AUGUUCAUGGAGGCGGCCGUCCCCAACGUGACUCGCGCCUCUUCGCAAAAAGGAGACGUGGGCAUCUGGUUCCCCUCAACCACCACCGGUCAGCCGUCGCAGUUCAUCACGUCGCGGCCUCCGCCCGUCAUGGAUGGCUUCAUGCUCCCUUUUGUGAGGGAGCACUGCCUGACCUGCUUGCCCCCUGACGCGGACUAUGUGCGACUCAAAAGGGUGUUUUUGCAAAAGGUCCAUCCCAUCUUUCCCGUCAUCCCAAUAGCCGCCCUCGACGGGCCGACAGACAAUCCCGCCAACAUUGUGCUACGGCAACUUGCUUGUCUGGCAGCCGGUGCUGAUCCAGACAUGACUCCGUUUCUGCGUCUGAACAACAAAGGCCCCAACCCACUACGGCCCGCAGACUUCUCCAGCACGUUAUCAUCCUCAGUCCGCGCCAUCCUGGAAACCAGCAUUAUCCCCGACAGGGUCGUACAUAUACAAGCACUGACUAUGCUGUCCCUAUACACACAGCCCACCUGCGCUGAGGAGUCCGACUUGCCGGCCCAGCUUGGUGGUAGGGCGAUUCAUCACAUCCAGACCUUGGGAUUACACCUGUUGAGAUAUGACGGACCCAAUUUCAGCGACUUGGAAAAUCUCUUUUGCGCAGUUUGGGCUCUUGAUAGAAUUAACGCCGCCAUGUAUGGACGGCCUUGUCUGAUCCACGAAAGGGAUAUAGGAGCCGAUCUCGACGCAUGCAUCAGAAAGCGCGAGCCUGCCUUCCGGCUUCUGCUGUCUGUGGCACAGUGGCUAGACAAGGUGGUGGAGCUGUAUCGUCCCGGUCCGAGUGCCCAAGUCUCUGGCUUCGACAAGAUUGCAUACAUUGAUCUCCCCGUUCUUGAAGCAAUGAUUGUGGACGCAGACGCGCUUAAGGUCCCAACGUCACUCAUUGCUACUAUUGAGACAUUUUAUCAUGCCGUCAUCAUCCUGUCGUGCCGGCUGCCUCGGCCAGGAACAAGAAUUGCAGCCUCGACAUUACCGCCACCGUCUGCCAACGCCCGCCGUUCAUUAGCAGCCGAGCGUAUCGCAUGUGCAGUACCGAGGGACUGCCUGAGCUCUUUUCCGUUUAUUCCCUACGCAGUAUCCCUCGCCUUGAGCGUCGAGUACCGGAAGAUGAGGCACAGCCGGUUGCCAAUGUUCCGCGCGCGAGCUAUGAGCGCCUUCAAAAGGAACUGUGACCUCCUCCGAACCUAUGGGGACCAUUACUGGAGUGCCGGAGUUGUUGCCGGGCUUGGAGAGCGCGUUCUGAGGGAGAUGGAGCGCGCGGCCAACACACUGGCCAAAGACCUGAGCCCUCAACCUGCUGAAGUACAGCCGAAGCCCCUCCCGAAGAACUAUGAUAGCUCAACUCCACAAGAUGCAGGACCGACGCCAUCAGGCGACGCGCCUCCUAUGAACUCCACCAUGGGCUUUGAUAACGUCUUAGACUUUUCGGUCAUCGAGGCGAUUUCCGGACAGGACGUGUUUGGGCACAUUGACCCCAGCUUCAACCUCGACGCAGUGGAAGAUGCCUUGGAGGCGAACCUCGACAUUGGUCUCCCGCCUAAUUGGGGAGACUGGGGGCAGUUUGCUACCUGA
Messenger RNA from Trichoderma citrinoviride, 1611 nucleotides. RefSeq lists its product as hypothetical. The record is from RefSeq and is a predicted model, not a curated record. Gene Ontology annotation, molecular function: zinc ion binding; DNA binding. Bases 1 to 1611 code for a protein of 536 amino acids. NCBI's taxonomy places the organism in Eukaryota, Fungi, Ascomycota, Sordariomycetes, Hypocreales, Hypocreaceae. The transcript is spliced from 2 exons. Gene Ontology annotation, biological process: DNA-templated transcription.